AUUGCAUCCACCACGCAUUGGCACAAACCCUGGAACGACGCGCGUGGGUCGCUCGCUCUAGGCCAAGCGAGGAGCCCACCACAGGUCCUGAAAGGGUCCGCUUUCGACGCGACUCCCGCCCAGUUGAAAGCGUGUCACGUGCACCCUGACGACGUGUGCGCUUGGCCACACGGACAGCGCUUGAAUCUCUCCCGUCGACGGCGGCACACGUAGUGCAUGGAACGAGUGCCUCCUUCCAAACGACGAAAAGGUUUUGGACGAGAUUCGAAUUGUCACACGUGUCAAAUGCCCCUACCGCCAAACGCAUGACCGCGGGAACCGACCCACUACGCGGUCGAGGGUUUCACACAAGGGACGCCUGAGUAAAGUACAGCGUGCGGAAGCGCAACCGAGUGAUGCGAUGGGGCUGUCGGUGGGCGUCAUGCUGGAAAUUGCCUUGCGUUAUCCUAGCAACGUACGCCGUUGGGUCGUACGGUGGCACGUUGGUGCUUUACAAUCCCGCGCGCAACUCGCCACCUCGGGAACGCCGUCCAAAACGCCCCGCACCGUGUGCCUGUCUUCCCAUCAACGCCUUGUGGUCGCGCAGCAAGCAGCACGACACCGCCACUCGUCGACGGAUGUGAAAACUACAUCCCAUUGCCUGUCAUGUGGUUGCUGUAACUCACCGCAGGACGGCCGUGGGCGACGACUGUCCUCUGCACGUGCCAAUGUUGCACGCUCCAUCGACACUAGCAGGCGAGGCAGCACCGAACUGGCAGAUAUCGUCGGGGCUGCAAGUGAGACUCGUACCAUGCGGUAGCUCGUCCCGCCGACCCAUCGCUGGAGCUCGUCGCAGCCACACGUUUCCUCGACGCGGGCCGAAGGUGGAUGCUGGGUCGGUUCCGCAAUUCAACCUGGCCGUUUGUAAUUGUAAAAACGAGCACCUGUGAA
Messenger RNA from Aphanomyces invadans, 930 nucleotides. RefSeq lists its product as hypothetical. The record is from RefSeq and is a predicted model, not a curated record. NCBI's taxonomy places the organism in Eukaryota, Oomycota, Saprolegniomycetes, Saprolegniales, Verrucalvaceae. Bases 401 to 799 code for a protein of 132 amino acids. The transcript has a single exon.